AUGUCAGAAGAAAUUUACAGUCACUUGGAUAGUUAUCAAGUAGGGCGCUUGGCAGAGUUAUGCAUCGUUGUUGAUGAAAACGAUAAUGUGAUUGGUGCAGAGGACAAGAAGACUUGUCACUUGUAUAAAAAUAUUGAAAAAGGGCUCUUACACCGAGCUUUCAGUGUUGUCUUGUUCAAUAGCAAAAAUCAACUACUGGUGCAAGAGAGAGCAGAUGCUAAAAUUACCUUUCCAGGGUGCUUUACUGACUCUUGUUGUAGUCAUCCAUUAAGCAAUGCCACAGAGCUGGAUGAAAACAAUGCCAUUGGAGUAAAGAGGGCAGCUAAGAGACGAAUACAGGCGGAAUUAGGAAUUCCCCCGGAACAGGUUACCCUGGAUGAUAUCAUCUAUAUGACACGCUACCGUUACAAGGCUCAAUCAGAUGAGACUUGGGGAGAACAUGAAAUUGCUUAUCUCCUAUUGAUAACAAAGGAUGUAACCUUGAAUCCAGAUUACAGAGAGCUGAAGAAUUAUUACUAUAUGUCAAAGGAAGAGCUAAGAGAGCUCCUGGCAAAAGGGGCCAGAGGUGAAGCUAAGAUUACUCCAUGGCUAAAACUCAUAGCUGAGAAUUUUCUCUUCAAGUGGUGGGAUAGCUUACCUAAUGUGAAUCAUUUUGUUGACCAUAAAACAAUACACCACAGAACUUUAUUACCUUACUUUCAAGUUCAGAACACUGUCACGGGCUUCCGAAGCCUCGUAGUUAAAGUAAAGCACCGGAAGCUCCACGUGCUCUGCCAAGUCAGGCAGAGCACCGGAAGCUCCACAUGCUCCGACAAGCCAGGCGGAGCACCGGAAGUUCCAUAUGCAACAAAGGCAAGACCCUUCCUCCUGGUCCCUUCCUGUUCCCCUCAUAUCACAGGGCCCCAAGUUUACCUCGGCAGGCUCCGGACGCAGAGGUCCGAGGAGGGCAGGGGUCGGCUCUAA
Trichosurus vulpecula (common brushtail) is the source of this 963-nucleotide messenger RNA. RefSeq names its product isopentenyl-diphosphate Delta-isomerase 1-like. The record is from RefSeq and is a predicted model, not a curated record. Bases 1 to 963 code for a protein of 320 amino acids. Gene Ontology annotation, biological process: isoprenoid biosynthetic process; isopentenyl diphosphate biosynthetic process. The transcript is spliced from 6 exons. Gene Ontology annotation, molecular function: isopentenyl-diphosphate delta-isomerase activity. Gene Ontology annotation, cellular component: cytoplasm. NCBI's taxonomy places the organism in Eukaryota, Metazoa, Chordata, Mammalia, Diprotodontia, Phalangeridae.